AAGCCUAACCCCCUUAUGCAGUCCCCAUGCAGAUAUUUUACAGAUAAAGAGAAUUGCCAUAAAUAUGGACCCUGACUUUCCGCUGCCCCCUAUGCUCACCAGCUACCUGUCAUUCUUACCUGCCUAUUUGUAGAUUUACUACCAUCAGACAGCCUCAGUCCAACACACCCUUGGAAACUCCUUUCUAGAGUGCAGAAGGUGGAUUGUGCUCCACCUCCAUUUCCUCUGCAGUGUGAAGAUCUAAGCAAAAGACGGAGCGCAGAGGAAUAAAUUCCCCCUGAAACCUGGAGUGAGGAGGGCAGGAAAUAAUUCAGCAGCAGCUCCAGCAGCAGCAUCGGCAUCAACAGCGGUGGCAGCAGUGAGCGUGAGAGAGACGGAGAGAGAGGGAGUAUGUGUGUGUGUGUGUGUGUGUGUGAGCUUGAGUGAGAGCGAGUUCCUAUGCACUGUGCCGAGUGUAGCUGAGCCGUGCCGUCGCGUGGCAAGCUGUGUGUUCCCGUUUGGUUCCCAUGCGCUCUGGUAAGGGAGAGCUUAUAGAAGGGAGAGAUGUGGCUUCACUCGGAGCUCCAGCAUCAGUGAAGACCAGCACCCAGCCGGGGCAUCACAGAGCAGUAUGGUAGGACUGGAGACCCACUGCUGACACCAGCGUGACUGAUGAUGACAGCCCACGCGUGGGCUACCAUGCGCCACAGCCGCGCCGUUCUAGGAGGAAACACAGCCAUGUGAAAGUGACUCGGCUGCCAGCAACUCUUGGACAUGUUUUCCAGGGCAAAGUCUGGAUUUCUUUCUGUGUUUGAACUUGUUUUUUUUCUCUUGGUGCUGUCUGGCUGUCCCGAACUUACCUAUCAGGCAAGGACUAAAGGCAGAUGGAACAAGGGGGGAUCCCGUCUGCGCCAGGAGGACUCCCCACCCCGGAUUGUGGAGCACCCCUCUGACCUGAUUGUAUCCAAAGGGGAGCCCGCCACUCUCAACUGUAAGGCAGAGGGGCGGCCAACCCCGACAGUGGAGUGGUACAAGGAUGGAGAACGGGUGGAAACGGACAAAGAUGAACCACGUUCUCACCGCAUGCUGCUGCCCAGUGGCUCGCUUUUCUUCCUACGCAUCGUUCAUGGACGACGGAGCAAACCGGACGAAGGAGCCUAUGUCUGCGUGGCCCGGAACUACCUGGGAGAAGCUGUCAGCCGCAACGCAUCUUUGGAAGUAGCAUUGCUGCGAGAUGACUUCAGACAAAACCCUACAGAUGUGGUGGUGGCAGCAGGAGAGCCAGCAAUCCUUGAGUGUGUUCCUCCCAGAGGCCAUCCUGAACCCACCAUCUACUGGAAGAAGGACAAAGUGCGAAUUGAUGACAAGGAUGACAGGAUCACAAUUCGAGGUGGAAAACUAAUGAUCUCCAACACAAGAAAGAGUGAUGCUGGCAUGUACAUCUGUGUGGGCACCAACAUGGUUGGAGAGAGGGACAGCGAGACAGCACAAGUCACAGUGUUUGAGCGACCAACCUUCCUCCGGAGGCCCAUCAACCAGGUGGUCCUGGAAGAGGAAACAGUGGAGUUUCGCUGCCAAGUACAAGGAGACCCCCAACCCAAUGUACGCUGGAGGAAAGAUGAUAUUGAUGUUCCUCGUGGAAGGUACGAGAUCAAGUAUGACAAGGACGACUACGUGCUGAGAGUGAAGAAGGCCUCCGUUACCGAUGAGGGCACGUUCACCUGUGUGGCAGAAAACCGUGUGGGAAAGCUGGAGGCCUCCGCCACGCUCACCGUCAGAGCUCGCCCUGUCGCUGCACCCCAGUUUGUCAUCCGUCCAAGGGACCAAAUUGUGGCUCAAGGCCGCACUGCAACCUUCCCGUGUGAAACCAAAGGAAACCCUCAGCCUGCUGUCUUCUGGCAGAAGGAGGGAAGUCAGAAUUUGCUCUUUCCCAACCAACCCCAGCAGCCUAACAGUCGCUUCUCAGUGUCACCCAGUGGAGACCUCACCAUCUCAUCUGUACAGCGGGCAGAUGCUGGUUACUAUAUCUGCCAGGCCCUGACCGUUGCAGGCAGUAUCCUCGCCAAGGCUCAACUGGAGGUCACAGAUGUGCUCACAGACAGACCACCUCCCAUUAUUCGCCAAGGCCCAUCCAAUCAGACUCUUGGGGUGGACAGUCUGGCACUGUUGAAGUGCCAGGCAUCAGGAGACCCCAUCCCUUCCAUCAGCUGGCUGAAGGAUGGGGUCAGUCUGCUGGGAAAGGACCCCCGCAUGUCUCUGCAGGAGCUUGGCAGCCUGCAGAUCAAAAAUAUCAAGCUUUCAGACUCUGGGAUCUACACAUGUGUGGCUACCAGCUCCAGCGGUGAAACAUCAUGGAGUGCUUUUUUGGAAGUCAAAGAAUCAGGUGGAGUGAUGGUCACGAAGAACCAUGAUGAGAAUGAGCUUCCAGGCCCACCAUCUAAACCUCAGGUCACUGAUGUCACCAAGAACAGUGUGUCCCUGUCAUGGCAGCCUGGGAUGGCUGGAGCAUCGCCUGUCUCCUCCUUUGUCAUUGAAGCUUUCAGUCAAUCCGUGAGCAACAGCUGGCAAACGGUAGCAGAUCAUGUGAAAACCACCCAGUUUACUGUCAAAGGUCUCCGUCCCAACACCAUCUACCUGUUCAUGGUGCGGGCAGUCAACACCCAGGGUCUGAGUGAUCCAAGCCCUAUGUCUGAUCCUGUCAGAACACAAGAUAUAAGUCCUCCAGCUCAGGGUGUCGACCACAGGCACGUACAGAAGGAGCUUGGCGAGGUCAUAGUUCGGUUGCACAACCCAGUUGUCCUGAGUCCCACAACCAUUCAGGUCACAUGGACAGUGGAUCGUCAGUCCCAGUUCAUCCAGGGUUACAGAGUUCUGUACAGGCAGACAUCAGGGCUGCCCUCACCAGGACCCUGGCAGACGCAGGAUGUGAAGGUUCCUUCUGAGCGCAGUGUCAUCCUCUCUGCACUCAAGAAGGGAAUUGUGUAUGAGAUCAAGGUUCGGCCUUAUUUCAACGAGUUUCAAGGCAUGGACAGUGAAUCCAGGACGGCGAGGACAACUGAGGAAGCUCCCAGUGCACCUCCCCAGCAGGUAACAGUUCUAACUGUGGGAAACCAGAAUAGCACUUCCAUAAGCAUCUCCUGGGACCCUCCUCCACCAGACCACCAGAACGGCAUCAUCCAAGAAUACAAGAUCUGGUGUCUCGGGAAUGAGACACGUUUCCAUGUAAAUAAGACAGUGGAUGCUGCCAUACGCUCUGUGGUGGUGGGCGGACUGCAAGUAGGAGUGGUGUACCGAGUGGAAGUAGCUGCCAGCACAAGUGCAGGGGUUGGAGUCAAGAGUGAACCUCAGUCUAUCGUCAUCGGUAAGGAGUUUCGGGACGUGAUUAUACAUGGAAACCGGAACAACAGCAUCACAGAGCAGAUCACUGAUGUGGUGAAACAGCCUGCUUUUAUUGCCGGUAUCGGAGGGGCCUGCUGGGUCAUCCUCAUGGGCUUCAGCAUCUGGCUCUACUGGAGGAGAAAGAAGAGAAAGGGCCUGAGCAACUACGCAGUGACAUUCCAGAGAGUCGAUGGUGGUCUGAUGAGCAAUGGAAGCCGGCCGGGACUGUUGAAUGCCAGUGACCCAGGCUACCCCUGGUUAGCGGACUCUUGGCCAGCCACCAGCCUGCCUGUCAACAGCAGCUCUGGGGGACCCAAUGACCUGAGUAACUUUGGCCGAGGAGAUCUCCCCACUGGUCAAGGGGAUAAAACAGGCACCAUGCUCUCUGAUGGAGCCAUCUACAGCAGCAUAGACUUCACCACCAAAGCCAACUACAACAGCCCAGGCCAAACAUCCCAGGCCACUCCCUAUGCCACCACUCAGAUUCUUCACUCCAGCAGCAUCCAUGAGCUGGCUGUGGACUUGCCGGAGGCCCAGUGGAAGGCCUCACUCCAAGCUAAGCAGGAGAUGGCCAACCUGGGCUACUCCCUGCCCGACAAGAAUUCCUGCAACAACAGUGGAAAGGGAGGAAAGAAGAAGAAGACCAAGGCUGGCUCCAAACCCACCAAAGCCAAUGGGUCCAACUGGGCCAAUGUUCCCCUGCCCCCUCCCCCUGUUCACCCUCUCCCUGGCACUGAGAUGGACCAUUAUCCCAAUGAACACCAUGAGGGAGGAGGGUAUGAGAGUGAUGGUUGGGGCCCCCCCAUGCCCGUGCAGACCUAUCUACACCAGGGCAUGGAAGAUGAGUUAGAAGAAGAGGAGGAGAGGGUUCCUACCCCGCCCAUCCGAGGAGUUGCCUCUUCCCCAGCAGCUGUGUCCUUUGGGCAGCAGUCCACCGCCACCCUCACCCCUUCUCCUCGGGAUGAGAUGCAGCCCAUGCUCCAGGCCCAUUUGGAUGAGCUGACAAGAGUAUACCAACUGGACAUGGCAAAGCAGACAUGGCACAUGCAGGGAGGCUCUCUUCCUCCACAGGCUCCAGCUCCUCCAGUGGGCUACGUGUCGAGCACAAUGGUUUCUGACCAGGAGACUGACCUGCCUGAUGAGGAGGAGGAGGAAGAGGAGGAGGAGGAGGAUGAGGGCUAUGGAGCCAGGCAUCCCCGCGGUAUUGAGCACACACCAGGGUCUAGCAUGGACAACCUGGACAGCUCUUUAACAGGGUCCAUGGUGAAUGGGUGGGGCUCAGCCUCGGAGGACGACCGUAAUUUCUCCAGCCAUAGGUCCAGUUUGGGCAGUUCAUCUGAUGGUUCCAUCUUUACCCACUGCAGCUUUGCCCAGGCCCUGGUGGCCGCUGCAGACAAGGCAGGCUACCGCCUGGAGGGCACUAGCCUCAGCAAGAGAGGUAAAGGCUUGUCCCACAGGCCCCGGCCCAGCAGUCCGUUCUCAACAGAUGGCAGCACAGUCGGCACACACAGCUUGGGCCACCAGAGGGCCACCAGGCCCACACGCAAACCCCGAAGCCAGGGCACAGCACCCCACCGGAGAGAUGCUGGUGCAGACGACCUACCUCCUCCUCCUGAGCCUCCUCCCUGUCAGGGGCAGGGCCGUAUCCAGGGGGCCCGCAGCAUAAGCAGCAUGGUGCCCCCCACAGAUAGGAAGGCUUCUUCUCUGGAGCGUCCACCUAUGGCAGGACCCCUGUCUGGGCCAGAUGACGUGAAGAGCUCCAUCGACAGACAGACACGUACUUCUCUGGAACAUCAUCGCCAGGCUCAAGACAGGCUGGGCUCCAUGGACCGGGCUGAUGAUGGGCGCAGGGGACACAAAACAGAGGAUGGGUGCCUGCCAUACAGUAAACCAUCGUUCCCCUCCCCCGGUGGACACAGCUCCUCUGGCACAGCCUCCUCCAAGGGCUCAACAGGGCCACGUAAGACCGAAGGUCCACGACAGCCACAACAGUGGACCGCCACAGAGCAUGCUGAAUUCCUGGGGACCAACGGACAGGGACAGUUCUCGGGGGAGUUAUAGUGAUCUGCCUGGGAUGUGAACUGGAGAAAACCCAGGCUGUCCACAAAAGAAUGAUGCCUUCCUUGUUGGGGCAACGAACUUUGUCCUUUCCUGUGUGUUCUCAGAGGGAAGAAGUGCAGCAGAGGGCACUACAGAGAAAAGCAGUGUCACAGAACUGUAAAUGUGAUGUAUAGACACAGACAUACUGUACAUCUCACUAUGUUUUCGUCCUCAAGAAAAUAUUUUCCACCUCCUACCUUACUGUAAUUUUCUUUUUGUUAGAAAAAGGCAAGUAAAAAAAAAAAAGAAAACAUCUAUAUGAGAACAAAUUUUCUGGUAACUGCCCUUGGGAAAAAGGGAAUUUUGUUUCCUGUAAAUAUAUUCUUUAACUUGUCGUUGCAUUGCUAUGCAAGCCUAAUUCAGUUUGAGCUUUUUAUUUCCAUAUAAAGGAACAGUUGGUUUUAUCUGGUUAUUUGUAUUAUAUGUGAAUUGAGUGGCUGUUGUGCCAUAAAAUAAUUGUUUUAUAAUCCAUUGUUUGUUAAUAGUUACCAUUAAUUAUUAUCAUUAUUAUUAUUAAUUAUUGUUUUUGCACUGCAAUUUUUGGUGAUAAGCACAAAAACAUAGCUCCUGCUGACAUGAAGAACCGGAAGAAUAUGUGAAGAGGAGUUUCUGUACUGUAAAGUAAAGAGAAGAAAAUUAUAUACUAAUGUACAGAGAGAUAUUAAAGAGUAAGGCUUUGCUCACAGACAGCAACAAAUAAGGCACCCAUUUUCAUAGAUGAGACUAAUUGGGUGGCAGACACACAAGGUUCCCGAGGGUCUGAAGAACAGAUAUGAGGCUAGAAUUGUAUGCAGAGGAUACUGUAUUACUGUAGGUGACUGAGUUGAUUAUUUAAUUCCUAAUUAGCUGUUAAGAAACAUUUAGUGCUCAGUGUUUUCAUAAACAGACUGAGGGAGAGUGUGUGUGCGUGGGAGGGUUGUUUGUUUUUUACAAGGGUCUCCCAGCAUUUCAAGUUUUGUUUUUUUUAAUGCCUAAAUAAUUUUUUAAUUUUACCACACUAAGUUUACGCUCCUCAUUCAGCAUUAACAGCACACUAACCAUAAAACAGUCAAAAGCAAGGAGGAGUCAGUGAAAUCUGUCUGCAUGCUGUAGCUCAGUCAUAGCACUUACAAAGACAGAUUUAUGAUUCUUCUAAGGCCUUAAUAGGUGAGCAGACAUCCCAGACAAAGGAGUAUUUAUUGUGAUCAGAAGCAGUUAUACUCUCAAACCUACUUAAAACAUCAGUGGAGCAAUAUAAUUUGUUUACAUCUUUUUGUUUUAUUUUUUCAUCUUUUAUUUCCAUUCAUUGUUAAUAUUGUUUGCUUUUUUGAGCACUUACUGUGUUAUGUUUGUUAUAUUACACUGUAUAUGGUACAGUGUCAUUCAAGAGAACAACACAUUGACCUGUUUGGUCCAGCUAAGUGCUGUUAAAUUAAGUGAUCUGUUGAAGCAGUUGUUGCUCUAAAAGUUGGUGCCUCAGUUACCAAAACACUAUGAUCAGCACAGUCUUGUGUCAUGAACUUUGAGAGGAAAUGGAGUGUGUAUGAUUUAUAAUGUAGCUUUGAGUCGGUGUUGGAUCCCAAACAGUCGAGUGGUAACGGAGAAAAGCCUUGUAUAUUAACUAUAGCAGGUCCCACUGCUUCAUGUCUGCAGCCACAGUGUGGAGCAGAACACUUUCUAUCUGCCUGACCGCCACAAAACACUCACACUUAUCAUCUGCCGCUUUCGACUUCUCAGCCUCUGAAUCUCAAUUUUUGUCUUUCCAGACAAUGUUUUUAUUGGUUGUCCUUUUUUAACGAAAAGCUUGUUUCUUUGUAUGCCUUCUAUGAACUCCAAAACGCUGAUUACAACAAUGUUUUCAAUAUUAAUGUUCAGGAUUUUUGUGGUUCAAUGACUGUUUGUUUUGUCUUUUUUUGUACUGCUAAUGUUGAUAAAAGGGGGGUGGAAACUAAAGGCUGUCAGAUGCUGUUGUACUGUUGUUGUCAUGCCAUCGUCAUUUUAUAUCAUCCACCCAGUGGCCAGUGUUCUGGAAAUGAGGUGCAAAGAGUAUCUCAGGUUAUUUUACAUUCUGGUGGUGUUUAUGUAUGUGUAUAUAUGUGUAUAUAUCCAUAUGCAUCUCCACUUGAUUAUGCCAUUCCGUUCUCAUUGACAAAAAUAUCCCUCUCAUGUCCGAUUCUGUCGUCCCCCUCUUUUCUUUUCUGCUGUGCAUUUUGAUUCUGAGUAUGAUGUGCUGGUUCAUCCACCUAAAGACAAGAUGUCAGUAAAAGAACAUACCAAAUUAAGAUUGAUAUUUCUAAUGUCUAAUGCGUUCUAGUGUCUCUUUAAUACUCAUUGUUUUCUUUUAAAUCACAGUGUCGUUUUGUAUUUAUUAAAAUGAUAAUAAAAGUAUAUUGUGAAAUAUGCAUAAA
Messenger RNA from Lates calcarifer (barramundi perch), 7844 nucleotides. RefSeq names its product roundabout homolog 2-like. The record is from RefSeq and is a predicted model, not a curated record. Lineage: Eukaryota; Metazoa; Chordata; Actinopteri; Centropomidae. Gene Ontology annotation, molecular function: protein binding.